UUCUUUUGUGUGAAAAUGUCGUCCGACGAGGAAUCGGAUGAAAUCGAAGAUCAAGAAAAAUUAGAAGAAAAAGUAGACUUUACAUCGUCCAGACAGGCAAAAAAAGAAGCAAGACUUAAUCAAAUUAUUUUCGAAAACGAACAUAAAGCCAAAAUAAGAAAAGUUUCAAAAAUAUUAAAGAAAAAAGACCAUGAUAUAACAGAUGAAGAAAAAGAUAUUUUAAGACAAUCUCCAGAAAUAACUAAUAGAUUGGUUAAAUUAAAAGAAAGGAGAGGAACAUUAAAACAAAGAGUAUUAGAGAUUGAAGAUCCUGUUGAGGAACUGGAGUUGAAAUGUGAAGAACUAGCUGAAGCUAUUAGACAUUCCAAUAAAGUUGUUGUAUAUACAGGUGCUGGUAUAAGUACGGCAGCCUCUAUACCGGACUACAGGGGACCAAAUGGAGUUUGGACACUGCUACAAAAGGGACAACAACCCAAAGCUCAAGAUUUAUGUGAUGCUAAACCUACAUUGACACAUAUGAGUAUCAAGAAGUUAGAAGAUGCAGGGCAUGUAACACAUGUUGUAUCUCAGAACUGUGAUGGUUUACAUAUGAGAAGUGGUCUUAACAGAAGAAAAUUAUCAGAAAUCCAUGGAAAUAUGUACAUAGAGAUUUGUUACAGUUGCAGGCCACAUCAAGAGUACAUCCGACUAUUUGAUGUGACUGAGAAGACAGGAGUGAGACGUCACCAGACAGACAGGAAUUGUCACACCUGUAAACAGCCACUUAAGGAUACUAUAGUACACUUUGGGGAGAAGGGAGGGAUGAAAUGUCCAUACAGGUGGAAAGAGGCUGCUAAAGCUGCUGAUAGAUGUGAUAUUAUCCUGUGUCUAGGAUCUAGUCUCAAGAUACUGAAAAAAUACUCAUGUUUAUGGUGUAUGGACAGAAAAAUGAAGAAUAGGCCACAAUUGUAUAUAGUUAACUUACAGUGGACACCGAGAGAUGAUGCCGCUACUAUGAAAAUCAAUGGUCGAUGCGAUGAUGUAAUGAGACGAGUGAUGAGACAUCUUGGUUACUCUAUACCUGAGUAUUUUGAGGAAGAAGAUCCAUUAUUUUCUUUAGCAACAUCACUUCACGAAGAAGAAAACGACACUACUAGUAAAAAGAUUCUGCUAAAACCAGACAUAGAAGAAAUAACUAGACAUAGAAAUUCACAGAAUGAAAUUCGUAGAAAUUCAACAGAAUCUGAAAGGAAUAAAACUUUAGCAAGAUUAAGUAACACAGAUUUGACUGGUUUAAAAACACUUCCUUCAAGUUCUGUUGCAGGAAGUUCAACAAAUUAUUCCAUGGGAAUAAAUACUCAGGAAAAAAUAAAUACAGAAUUAACUGUUGUAAAAUCAGAGAAGAUUAAUGAUCAAAAUCAUUUUAUUCAUAACCCUUUAGAACAUCCAUUAAUUCAUCAUAACCAUGCACUUAAAUCAGCGUUGGAAAAAAAUCAUACUGAGAAUUUCUACCGCUAUAACGGAAUAUGGGCAAAAUCACCAUUAAUUCCUUACAAUCCAUAUUCUUUACCUCCAUAUCUACCUGGUGUGCCAAACGGUAGACAACAAAUAAAGUUUGGUGAAGUUGCAUUUCAGAAGUAUGUUGAUCAAGGUGAUAAUCAAAGGAAAGAGGUUAAAGUUGAACCAAAUCUAGAUUUAUCUACAUUUGGUGGAAAGAAACCUAAGCUGGAAAAUAACCGUGCCAAAAAUAAUGAAGUAAACAAAAAUUGUACUAAUUCUCAUGGCAAAAUGAGAUUACCGGAAGACAUGCAAAAGUUAGAAUCUAGAAGCAAAAUGGCAAUGGUCCCAAGUAAAGAAAAGUGUGCUGUGAGUCCCAGAAAAUCAAAAACAAAUUCAAUCCGUAAUAGUGGAAAAUGUAGUCCAGAUAGAAUAGGUGAUACAAAAAUAGGACACACAGAUCCUAUAUCUAAUUCUACAUCUGUUACACAGAGUAGCAGAGGAAGGAGGGCUAGGAAAUCAUUCUGUCCAAACUGUCACGGUGUUAGUGGUGACUGUCCGUGUACCGUACUAGAAUCUGUAAAGAAAAGGAAACCACCAUCUUGUGGUAAAUGUGAAAAACAUCCAUGUACUUGUCCAAAAACAACAACUCUAUCUAUUUGUUUAAUAUGUAGAAAUUCUCUAAAUAAAUGUGAAUGUAAAACAAACAUUUUGGAACAUCCCUCCAAAUGUACGGCAUGCGGAUUGUCAAAAACAGUGUGUAAAUGUCAAUGUAAAACAAACAUUUUGGAACAUCCCUCCAAAUGUAGUGCAUGUGGAUUGUCAAAAACAACAUGUAAGUGUCAGUCUUCCUUCAGUAAGCUUAUACUGUGCCAGUUUUGUAGACACACUCCUGACAAAUGUAAAUGUGCUUUGAAUGGCCAGACAUUUCUGUUACUGUGCCCUGUUUGCCAUCAGCAUAAACAUCUGUGCAAAUGUGUGCUAAAUCAUACCUCUUCCUUUACUCAGGGUGCAAAUGUGCCAAAUUUUACAAACAUGUCUAACUUACCAAUGGCACCUUUAAUGCCAUUUUUUGACUAUGCAAAAUUUGCAUUUCCAAUGAACAAUAUUUCAUCGCUUUACAUGCCACAAGUCUUUCAGAAUAAUCUUAUGAAUGGUCUGCUGCCAAGCAAUUAUUUAAAUGCUUUGUUACCAAGUAGCAAUGUUAAUCCUAUGUUACCUAGCAAUAGAUUAACUGGUUUACAGCAGGAUAAAGUUCUCAACGGAGCAUAUAGUGCUAGAAAUGUCAAUAGUUUGGUACCAGUUAAUUAUGUGACAAAUGCAUUGAAGGUAGAACCAAUAUUACAAGAUCAUUCAUACUUAAAUAAAGAACAGAUGCAAUCAUUAUCUCCUAACUGUGAUAAACAUUACCAAAGAUCUCAAACUGAGAAACAGACAGUCGAAAGUGUAGCUACAAAAACGGGUUUAAAGACUGUAGAAAGAAUACCUACAAGAACAGGUCUGAUGACCGAAAGUAUAUCUACAAGAACAAGUCUGAAGAGAUGUUAUAGUUAUGUAGAUGAUAUUCAAAAAGCAGAAGAGGACAUUGUUUCAGAAACUUCUCCAAGAAAAUGUAAUGUUAAUCAUUCCAAGAUCCAGAAAAAAGAGCCUGUAGCAAUCAAAAGUACAGAAUCAUCCAAUCCUAUCGUUAUAGAUAUUGAAGAAGAAACUGAGCAGUGUGAGAGUGAAAAAGUAUGUCAAGGUGAUAACGAGAAAGAGGAUCAAGAAAAACCUAAACUAAUGAGGAGCAUGUCCGUUCCAGGAUGGUUUGGAAAAGGUCUCAAUCUUCGAAAGAAGCGUAGAUAGUAAUGAAUGAUAUUUAAUGUAUUUUUAUAUACAAAAUGUUUAUAUUCAAGUCAUUCAGGGAUUUUUGUAAUAAUUUAUAUGAAUAUGUUUUUUUGUUUAAUUGUAUGGAAGUUUGGUUUGAAUUGUAUGGUUAAUUUUCUUGUUAAAAAGAAGAAAAUACUAUAAGCCAAUUAAUUUUCAUGUGUAGAAAAAUUGUGCGUAUAUAAAUUGUCUUGGUACAUCACCUAAAUUUGAAAAUAACGAAAAAUAGAUAACUAAUAAUCCAGCUAAAAAAGGCUAAAUGCCAAAAAGUAUCCAUGAAAAUUAGUUGGUUUUAUAUUAAUAAGUUUAUGGUUUUGAUAAAACUGACAUACUGCAGCGCAGAAUUAAUUGUAUUGAAUUAUUAACUAUGUAAAUAACCAACAGUACAGCCUACUGGGUAGGUUAUGGUAACAUACUAUGUAGAAUUUACCUGUUACUAACAGAAUAAUGUAGCAUGCAUGUUAGAUGUUAAUGAUCCUAUUUUCUGGUGUCGAUUUUUGCCUUCUCUUACAGUUGUUGCUGUGUUCAAGACAUAGAUGCCACUUUAUCGAAUGUUUUUGUAUUUUUUGGCUGAUAAAUGACAGUAAUUUUGGUGUCAACUUUCACUAUGUGUAAAAGGUUAUCAGAUUAGGUACAAUUUAGAUUUAUUACCUUUGAAAGACUAUUGGUACAUGUUAUAAAAGUAAAUUAGUUUCAUUUCAGUUGGAAGCAUCAGAUCAGGCCCAUAUUCAUAGUCAUGCUUCAUUGACUUUAGAAUUUCAUUGUUCAAAAGUUUUUUUAUCAAUUCAUAAUUUAUGGUAGAUUACUGAUUAGAAUACUGUUGCAGAUGUUCCUUGCAUCUCAUCUGCAAGAAGUAUAUGCUCAUUUUUUAGACAUUUACUAGUUUAAUGUUUAAUAAUUCAAAAGCAAAAGAUGAAAAAGGGAAGAAUGCUGUGUAAGAUUAGGGAAUAAAAAAUGAAAAUCAAUAUAAAUAAAAAAUGUGGGUAUUUUACAGUGAGACAGCAACGUGACAUAACAAAUGUCUAUUAAUACUUUCUAGUUAAGGUAAAAUUUCUACAAACAAUUCUUAUUCUCAUUGCAGAUGGACUGUUAAUGUUAUAGUCCUGACUUGGUAUGGGGACUGCAAAAUGAAAGUGCCGAGCUGGAUCAGGUUUUACAGUGUGCCCAAUCCUCCCAAUUUUAUAUGACAGUCAUUUCAAUUUCUAUUAUGUAUUUGUCCACAUUUGGGCAUGGCUGUUUAUUUGUACAGUUGAAUUGAUAUGAUUUAUACAUCUUGCACAUCGAAACAGAAACAUUAAGCAAGAGCAGCCGAGGUUCCAGUUCUGAGUAGGGUACCCCUCUUAGGUCACCAGGUCACAUUUAAAAAAUGUCUUGGGUCACCAUGUCUCUUUCUAAGCUAACAAAACAUUUAUUAUAAAUAAAAUGGUUUUGAACAUUUUUAAAGGUCACAAGUCCUUUUAAAUGAGACCUCAUGUCGCAAGGUCUCAAGGUUGCAGGUUUGAUUUGACCAUUUUGGAGCCUCAGUAGCUGCAAAGAAUUUGUGUGUCCAGAGAGCAUGCAGGCAUACUCCCACAAGUAUUGUCCCCAGUCAGUUCAGAUACGGCUUCUGUAUUAUACAUUUUUAUGCAUAAGAUAUUGUAAGAUACAUGUGCAAAUAGGUACAUGUAGUACUGAGAUUUAUGUGUAUGCAGAAAGAUCACAUUAUAGAGGCAAAUUUAUUUUUAAAAUAUAUAUUCUUUUUUUAAUUAUAGUGACCCUGGAAAUGUAUGAGUGCUUGUAUAGCUGAUAGAUAAAUGAUUGAUCAGUACUUAUGUAUUAUGGCGGAGUGUCAUUGCAAAAAAUAUACCUCAUUACUUACUGAAUGAUCCAUGACAUAAGAAGUACUUAAGCCACAACCACUCUUGCACAUCUGCAUUUUAUAUGACACAUACUGUGAAUUCAGAAUUUAAUUCGUUCAUUUAUUAUCGCAAAUCCUUCACCUCUGGACAAGAUGAGAUAUCUAAUUAAUGCGAUUGCAAAAAAUUUAUGAAGGACAUCACUACUGAAAUUAUGAAUGCUAGCUUUUAUUAUUGUGAACAUGAUACUGUCACAUUUUUUGCAUCAAUAAAAUAUUGCACUAA
This is a messenger RNA of Mytilus californianus (California mussel), 5462 nucleotides long. RefSeq lists its product as uncharacterized. The transcript is spliced from 11 exons. Bases 16 to 3321 code for a protein of 1101 amino acids. Gene Ontology annotation, molecular function: NAD+ binding. The record is from RefSeq and is a predicted model, not a curated record. Lineage: Eukaryota; Metazoa; Mollusca; Bivalvia; Mytilida; Mytilidae.